UCUUAUUUAACCAUAGUCCCCAAAUUUUCCUUCAAAACCAAAGCAUAUUAAUGAUAAUGUCCCUACCCAUUUUCUUCUUCACUCUUCUACCUCUACUAUUCCUGUUCCACUCUUCUCAUUGCACCACCAUUCUAGUUGAUGGGUCUUCAGAGUGGAAGAACCCCACUGUUCACAUUGGAGAUUCCAUCAUUUUCAAGCACAAGCAACACUACAACAUCUACAUUUUCAAGAACCAGAAAGCCUUUGAUCUCUGCAAUUUCACGCAAGCCACUCUUCUCACCAACCCCAACACUGCCUCCUACACGUGGCAUCCAUCACGCCAUGGUUUCUUCUACUUUAGCUUCAAUGAUGGGUCGUUUAAAGCAUGUCAAGGUACUUCUCAGAAGCUAGCAAUUAAGGUCACUUCACUAGUAGCAGCUACACCACAUGCCUCAGCAAUGCCACCAGAACUUUCAGCAGCUCCAUUCUCUGGUCAAGUGCCAUCAUCUUCUCCUUUUUAUCCUCUACAAGCAGGUUCACCUUCACCAAGUGUGACUGAUCCAUUGGCACCCUAUAAAAGUGGCAGCUUGCCCUUCAUUACCAGUAACCCUGCAGUUCCUCUUCCCACUGAUGAAGUUGACUCUGCUGCUAUACACCCUCUUCCCACCUCUAGUGCCCAUCAAGGACAGGUGAUGAUUGGAUCAUUUGGACUUCUAAUAGGUGUGCUCACCAUUACUUUACUGCUACUAUUAGAUGUGUGAGAUAGAUCAGGGUGAAUAGGGUGGAACUGAUCAAUUUGAUUGACUCUAAAGUAUCUUUAAGACAUGAUCCUACCUUGUAUUAAGUAGCUUUAAGACAUGAUUAGUUAUACCUUGUAUUAAGAUGGUCUUACAUUUUCUUUCAAAUCGUUGCUGUCACUUUUUGUUUUUUGGAUUUGGAUUUUGGAGAACAAUUGAUUACCACAUUUGCUUUAAUAUCUGGAAUUUCCUCACCA
Molecule: messenger RNA, 973 nt
Organism: Cajanus cajan (pigeon pea)
Lineage: Eukaryota; Viridiplantae; Streptophyta; Magnoliopsida; Fabales; Fabaceae
Source: RefSeq, a predicted model, not a curated record